Molecule: messenger RNA, 1436 nt
Organism: Epinephelus fuscoguttatus (brown-marbled grouper)
Lineage: Eukaryota; Metazoa; Chordata; Actinopteri; Perciformes; Serranidae
Gene: ppa2
Product: inorganic pyrophosphatase 2
Exons: 12
Coding region: 79-1104 (341 amino acids)
Biological process (GO): phosphate-containing compound metabolic process
Cellular component (GO): cytoplasm
Molecular function (GO): inorganic diphosphate phosphatase activity; magnesium ion binding
Source: RefSeq, a predicted model, not a curated record
UUGACAUUUCUGAAUGUGGCGACGGUGGAAAACGGGAAGCAGAAACUGAGGAGAGAGGAAGAAGAAGAAGUGUGUAUAAUGAGACCUCUGCUGCUGCGCUCCUCGCUCGGCUGCCUCGCGACACAUUUCGGCUCAUCGGCUUCUCGAAACAAACUCGUGACACAAGCAACAUCCGCUCCUCAUCUGUUGUAUCUCAGAAAAACCAUGCACUAUCAGACGGAGGAGAGAGGACGCCCCCAUUCACCUGACUACCGGAUUUAUUUUAAAACCUCUGACGGAAAAUACAUUUCACCAUUCCAUGACAUCCCACUUAUAGCGGACACAGAACAGGAAAACGAUGUGCCUGCUAAAAAGUCCAAGAAGAGUGAGGUUCUCUAUAACAUGGUAGUGGAGGUGCCUCGAUGGUCAAAUGCUAAAAUGGAGAUUGCAACAAAGGAACCGCUGAACCCGAUCAAACAAGAUGUAAAGAAAGGAAAGCUCCGAUAUGUUGCCAACGUUUUUCCCCAUAAAGGUUAUAUUUGGAAUUAUGGGGCACUUCCACAGACAUGGGAGGACCCAGACCACACGGACACAGAGACAAAGUGUUGCGGUGACAAUGAUCCCAUUGAUGUUUGUGAGAUCGGCACCAAGGUGUGUGUUCCAGGUCAGGUGAUCCAAGUGAAAGUGCUCGGCAUCUUGGCCAUGAUCGACGAGGGAGAAAUGGACUGGAAGGUCAUCGCUAUCAAUGCUGAGGACCCCGAUGCCAAACACAUGAAUAGCAUAGAGGACGUCCGGAAGAGCCGGCCCGGUCAUUUAGAGGCCACUGUCGACUGGUUUAGGAAGUACAAGGUGCCCGAUGGAAAGCCUGAGAACCAAUUUGGAUUCAAUGGACAAUUUAAAGACAAGGAUUUUGCAGUUGAGAUCAUAAAGUCCACCCAUGAGCACUGGAGGGCACUAGUGCAGAAGCAGGAGAAUAGUGGAGGGAUUGAAUGCAAAAAUAUCUCCUGCUGUGAGAGCCCUUUCAAAUGCAGUGCAGAUGAGGCCAAAGAUGUGGUGGAAUCGGCUCCUGCAUUUGGCAGCGCACAUCCCGUGUCUCCAGAGGUGGACAAGUGGCAUUUUGUCUGAAGCCCUAGAGACAACAUGGAAAUCAACAAAACAUCCUAGCGUCUAAUGAAGCAGCUGCAUCUUGUGUAUUCAGCUGGAUUUUUUUUGGUAAGGACUCAUUCUCGGCUGUAUAAAGUGCCAUCCAGGUUUAUCAUCCAUUCAUUUGUUGGGAAAAAUAAACAUGCUGAUACCCAGGAGAUUGAAAAUACCAGCUGGGGAAGAUCUGCACUUUUGUACGAGAUGUGUUUUUAAGUGUCAUGUCUGACACCAGAUUGAUUUAUAAUCAUUCAGAGGUUAAUCAGAAACAUUAUUUGUGUCUUUUCUAUUAAACUGUAAUUUUUGUUGUAUGUGUA